GACUUGUGUUAUGUCCUCUGUGUUUCCCUUCUGGCUUUCUGCCACUCUACUCUUCUCUUUUUCUACCUUAGCUUUCUAUAAACAUUUUUAACAAGCACCUUCCUUCUUUACUUCUUUGUUCCCUCCAUUUCCCUGUUUGAUUGGAUACUUUUACCAUUUUCCACCACAGCCCCAAUAAAACAAAAAAGUACAUUUUUUUUUAUAUUUAUGAAAUGAAAGCAUUUUAAGAUACCCCUCUUGGAGUUUCUUCAAUGUUUUAAGUUCUAGUUUGGCUUUAAACACUUUUCUUGCAUAGUUGACAAAGUUUAUUACUUUCAAGAUUUUGUCAACUCAACUCAUUUUCAAGCAUUUUUUUGGGUUUGAAAGGGUGAUGGGGGUCUUCAAGAACUUGUUUGUGUGAUAAAGUUGUUUUAUUUGUACACUUUGUUAACUCAUUUUCAAGAUUUUAGUUUGUUUAUGUGAUAAAGUUGUUAUCUUUGAUCACUUUGUGUACUCAUUUUCAAGAAAUUUUAGCUUCAAAAGAGUGAUGGGGGUCUUCAAGAACUUGUUUGUGUGACAAAGUUGUUUUCUUUUAACACUUUGUGAACUCAUUGUGUGAUAAAGUUGUUAUCUUUGAGCACUUUGUGUACUCAUUUUCAAGAAAAUUUAGCUAAGAUAGGGGUCUUCAAGAAUUCUAACUAGUUUGUCUAUGUGACAAAGUUCUAAACUUCCAAGAAUUUGUCAACUCAUUUUCAAGAAACUUUUUUGUCUACAAAAAGUGAUGAAGGGUUUCAAGAAUUCAAGAUUGUGUGUGUUAGUUAUCUUCUUUCUCCUCCAUUUUGGUGUUUGGUGCAAUGGUGAUACUGAAAACAUGGGAGCUCAAAUGGAGAAAAAUGAGAUAAAUUCUCUUUACUCAACCAUUCAAGGCUUUGUUGGUAAAUGGUGGAAUGGUUCAGAUCUUUAUCCAGAUCCUUGUGGUUGGACUCCUAUACAGGGUGUAUCUUGUGACCUGUUUGAUGGUUUUUGGUAUGUUACUGACUUAAACAUUGGACCUAUACAUGAUAAUUCUCUAAGUUGUGCACCAAAUGUGGAAUUCAGCUCCAAUCUAUUCACAUUAAAGCACCUAAAAUCUCUCACAUUUUUCAAUUGUUUCGUGUUGCCUCGCCAUCAUCCAACUUCAAUCCCAACAGAGAGGUGGGAGUUUCUUGCUAGUAGUUUGGAGUCACUCGAGUUUCGAUCAAAUCCCGGUCUCAUUGGCCAAAUCCCAAGUACAUUUGGUAGACUCAUAAAGCUCCAAUCUUUAGUACUGGUAGAAAAUGGACUCUCUGGUGAAAUGCCACAAAGUCUUGGGAAUUUAGUGAACUUGAAAAGACUAGUUCUUGCUGGAAACAAACUCAACGGCGAAAUCCCGGAUACUUUUGGAAGGUUCACUCAACUUUUGAUAUGUGAUUUAAGCAGAAACAAACUAUCUGGUGUCUUGCCUAAAUCAUUAUUUGGAGGGUUGAUCUCACUUUUGAAACUUGAUUUGAGUUGCAACAACUUACAAGGCAAAAUCCCACAAGAGAUCUCACAAAUGAAGAAUUUAACACUUUUAGACCUUAGUAACAACAAGUUAUCAAGUGGAUUACCCAAGUCAAUUCAAGAAAUGACAUGUUUGGAGGAGUUAGUCUUGUCAAACAACCCAAUGGGUGGAUUCUUGGAUGUUCUUGAUUGGUAUAACAUGAUAAAGUUAACAACUUUGGAUUUGUCAAACAUGAAUUUGACAGGUGAGAUACCUAAGUCUAUAGUAGAGUUAAAAAAGUUAAGAUUUUUGGGACUUAAUGACAAUAAACUCAUUGGUAAAAUCCCAAAAAAUCUUGAAAAUUUGCCUAAUGUAAGUGCUAUUUACCUAUAUGGUAACAAUCUGACAGGUGAACUUCAAUUCUCUCAAUGGUUUUAUAGGAAAAUGGGAAGGAGAUUUGGGGCAUGGGGGAAUCAAAAUUUAUGUUACACUUUUGGUUUGGUGUCAAGUGAUGUUCCAUUUGGGGUAAAACAAUGUCAACAAGAACUCAAGUUUGUUAUUGAUGUUGAGAUGAACUCAAGUUUUGUGGAUUUUCAAUCUUCAAUGGGAUAUUUGAAUGAUUGUGGGAUUUGGAGAUGUUUUGUAGUUGAACUAUUUAUGGUUAUUCUACUAUUGUUGAAAUGAAAAGAA
Solanum verrucosum is the source of this 2170-nucleotide messenger RNA. Its product is annotated as piriformospora indica-insensitive protein 2. The coding region runs from base 761 to 2164 and encodes 467 amino acids. The transcript has 2 exons. The record is from RefSeq and is a predicted model, not a curated record. Lineage: Eukaryota; Viridiplantae; Streptophyta; Magnoliopsida; Solanales; Solanaceae. Gene Ontology annotation, molecular function: protein binding.